AUGAAGAUAACUACAAGAAUUAUCAGUAUAAUUCCUCGAAGAUCUAUUCAUACAUCUAUACGAUUAUUAAAUAAUAUUACACCUUUAGAAUUAUAUGAUAAAAGGGUUCAAGAAGGUAAACUUAAAGAUGAUCCAUAUCAACGAAAAAUCAUUACUUCAUUAUCUAAAUUACACGAACAUUUGUCAGAUUAUCAUCCACCGGAAGUUCAUAUUCCUACAAUAUCUGAAUUAACACCCAAGAUUGGAAUUUCAAAAAUAUUUAGUUCAUUCUUUGGUAAAAAUGACAAUAGUGGUGAUAGUUCAGGAAGUGAUAAAGUUCAACCAUUUAAUCCUGAUAGUAUUGAACGUAAUCCAGUUAAAGGGAUUUAUUUAUAUGGAGAUGUUGGAUGUGGUAAAACAAUGUUGAUGGAUUUAUUUUAUGAUACAAUACCUAAUCAUUUAACUAAAACAAGAGUUCAUUUCCAUAAUUUUAUGCAAAAUUUACAUAAAAGAUCCCAUCAAUUAAAAAUUUCUAAUCAUAAACAAGAUUUUGAUGUUAUUCCUUUAUUAGCUGCUGAAAUUGCUAGUAAAUCUACUGUAUUAUGUUUUGAUGAAAUGCAAGUUCAUGAUGUUGCUGAUGCUAUGUUAUUAAGAAGAUUAUUAAUGAUUCUAUUAAUGAAACAUCAUAUUAUAUUAUUUGCUACUUCAAAUAGAGCCCCUGAUGAAUUAUAUUUAAAUGGGAUACAAAGAGCUAGUUUUAUUCCUUGUAUUCAAUUAAUUAAAGCUCAAUGUAAUGUGGUAUAUUUAUUAAGUGAUCGAGAUUAUAGAAAAAUCAAAAUGGCUAAACAAACCCCAACUGAAAUGGGAUCACCAUUUUAUUUUGGUAAAAUUGGAGAUGUUGAAGAACAAGAACAUAUUAAUAAAUGGUGGGAUUAUUUUGCUGGUGAACAAGAUGAAGAAAUACCAAUUGAAAAUUAUAAAAUAUCAGUUUGGGGAAGAGAAUUAAUUGUACCUAAAUCAAUUCCACCAAAAGUUGGACAAUUUACAUUUGAACAAAUUUGUGGACUGCCUAAAUCUGCUGGAGAUUAUUUAUCAUUAGCUCAAGAAAUGGAAGGUAUUAUAAUUACAAAUAUACCAUUUAUUGAAUCAAGAGAUGAAUUAAGACGUUUUAUUACUUUAAUUGAUGCAUUGUAUGAUUCUCAUAGAAGAUUAGCUAUUAGUUGUCAAUAUGAUUUUGAUCAUUUAGUUGGAAUUGAAAAAAGUUCAGAAGAAGGGUUUGCAUAUUCAAGAACAGUUAGCAGAUUAAGUCAAAUGAGUACACCUGAAUGGAUCGAACGUGGUGUAUAA
Candida tropicalis MYA-3404 is the source of this 1326-nucleotide messenger RNA. RefSeq lists its product as uncharacterized. The transcript has a single exon. NCBI's taxonomy places the organism in Eukaryota, Fungi, Ascomycota, Pichiomycetes, Serinales, Debaryomycetaceae. Bases 1 to 1326 code for a protein of 441 amino acids. Gene Ontology annotation, biological process: protein quality control for misfolded or incompletely synthesized proteins. Gene Ontology annotation, cellular component: cytoplasm; mitochondrion. Gene Ontology annotation, molecular function: ATP hydrolysis activity; ATP binding. The record is from RefSeq and is a predicted model, not a curated record.